AUGGUUUGGGGGAACACAAAAGUCGGAAGCAUCCGGGGCGCUGCAAGGGCCCAGGGGCCGUUUGGUGGGAGCCACAGCGGUGGCAGCGCCAUGGUGAACUACCUGACGCGCGACUGGCGGCUGACACUCUGCGCCCUGCAGUCCUCGGAGCUGCUGGAGGUGAACAAGGAGGGCACCAAAGUCUGGCAGCGCGUCCCCGUCCCCGCGUCCCUGCCGAGCAUCCCCCCCAGCAAACUGCUGCUGGUCUGGCAGAUGCUGCCCCAGGGCCAGGGGGUGCUGCCGCCGCUCCAGAAGAACUUCCUGGAGACCAUCCUGAGGAUGUUCAGCCCCUUGGACGCCAUCGCCUCCAUCCGCAUCCUGCGGCCGGGCCGCAAGCUGCCCUCGGCUGUGCGGAAAUCCACCUGGCGCUCCCCCGAGCUGCUGAGCAAGUGCUGCGUGCUGGGGGAGUACGAGAGCCUGGAGAGCGCCCGCAGGGCCUUGGAGGGGCUCGGCCGCCAGAGCCGCCCAGGCGGCGAGAGCAGCAGGGGGAAGAGCUCCAAGAAGAAAGCCGGGGCCGAGAGGGAGGCGGCACAGGAGCUGGUGGACCAGCUGGGUUGGAAGGCGCAGGCGGCAGGGACAUCCCCCUACGGCAUCGGGCACUGCCUGCUCCGCAGCUCCCUGGAGCCGCACGGUGCCCUGGAGUUGUCAUCCCUCCUCCGGAACAAGGAGCCCUCGGGAGCCACGUGCUCCAGCGGUAACUUCAAGCCCAUCGACUUGGGCAACACUUCCACCGGAUCACUCCUCACCAGCAAAGUCUUUGGUCCACUGGGGACAGGCGUGGGCACCGGCGGCUGCUACGGCCUCUGCUCCAGCCCCGAGAGCCCCUGCAGCAGCGGCUGGGGCAGAGCGGGGGGUCUCUGGGGGCCCUGCUGCAGCAGCCCCACUCCAGAUGCCUGUCCUGGGUUGAGAGACACGGCCAAGCAGGUGCCGGAGCACCUCGGCCUGUGGGACGGGGUGCUUUGCCAGCCCCACGGCCCCAAUGGCACCAAGGGCUUCAGCAGCAGCUCCGGGAGAGGAGAGUUCACACACUCACAGAAUCACAGAAUCUUCAUGGUUGGAAGGGACCUCUGA
This is a messenger RNA of Calidris pugnax (ruff), 1110 nucleotides long. Its product is annotated as la-related protein 6-like. Lineage: Eukaryota; Metazoa; Chordata; Aves; Charadriiformes; Scolopacidae. The record is from RefSeq and is a predicted model, not a curated record.